GUAGCAUACCUUCUGCGUUUCACGCUUUGUUGUCAAAGUUUGAACUGUCAAGCAAAGCGAGGAAAGUUGUAUGGGAAUGGCCCUUUACAGCCUAAUUCUGUGCACUUGACAAUUUAACAGAAAGUUGACAAAUAAUUAAGAUUUUUAUCAAGUUUAAAACUUUUCGGCAUUCUGUGCAUAACUUGAUAAAACUGAAAAGCUUUUACACCCUGUGCUUUUCCCCACACUAUGGUGAAAAUCGUAAUGUAAACAGAAACAGAACAGAAAACGUAAGAAUUUCGGUUUUACAUUACUUUUAUAUAAGCUAUUUAAAUAUUUACAGAAAAACAAAACACUAUCGUGUUACGCAGGAGCAGUUGCAGCGUUUUGUCUCAUUUGUCCGAGCUAAUCCUGAUAUGGGGAAAGGAAAGAAUAACCCGAAGUCGCCACAGAAAAUGCAGUGCUUAUGGAAUCAGUUGGCGGACGAGCUGAAUGCAUUGAGGGGACCAACACGCACCGCAGUAAAGUGGAAAGAGACCCUCGGAGUUUGGAAGAGCCAAUUGCGUACGCGAGCACGCAGAUUAAAGAUGAGUCAAAGAAUUACUGGUGGUGGUCCAGGUUGCAAACCGCUGAGCGAAUUUGAAGAGCGUGCUUUAGCCACUUUUGGUUCGGCUGCAGUUGGUGGCGUAGGUGUUGAAACACUGCCGCCAACUGGUAUGAUGUUACUAGUAUUUCCACUGCUAGGUGCUGAUUCAUAG
This is a messenger RNA of Rhagoletis pomonella (apple maggot), 737 nucleotides long. RefSeq lists its product as uncharacterized. Lineage: Eukaryota; Metazoa; Arthropoda; Insecta; Diptera; Tephritidae. The record is from RefSeq and is a predicted model, not a curated record. The transcript is spliced from 3 exons. Bases 396 to 737 code for a protein of 113 amino acids.